Molecule: messenger RNA, 195 nt
Organism: Vairimorpha ceranae
Lineage: Eukaryota; Fungi; Microsporidia; Nosematidae
Exons: 1
Coding region: 1-195 (64 amino acids)
Source: RefSeq, a predicted model, not a curated record
AUGGAAGGAUAUCAAAAAAUAGAAAGACUUAAAAAUCUUGUUGAGGCUUCCGCGCUACUAGAUGAACAAUUAAAAGAAAUAUUAACUAAUUUAAGUAAUUUGGAAGAUGUAAUGUUUUAUGGAGAAGCUAUAAGUGAUCGUGUAAAUAAGACUUUUAAUUUGUACUCUGAAUUUAAAGAAAUUUUAAACAAAUAA